CCAAACUGUUAGAUCUGUUCGAGGCCUGAGGGCGGAGAAAACAAAUUAAACACUCUCUCUCUCUCUCUGUCUCUGAGACUCUGUAUGCUGUGAGUGUGUUCUCUUUUUUGAUCAUCAACCACAAGCAAUCACCUAAAAAAGCCUGAUAGUUUCAGCAUUUUCCCCCUCAUUUCAGCUCUCUAGCAAAUACUCAGAGGGAAAAUGAUGGCAACGACAUCAGCAAAUACCUUUUCAGUCGGAUCAGCUAUAUCAUUCAACCCCAAAGCAAACGCACAUCCGCAAUCAAAGGCCUUUGGCAUUAAAUUGAACACUCCGCACUUUCUGAGUUUCAGUGGCCUUAAGGCCACAUCAUCCAUUAGAUGUGAAUCAGAAUCGUCCUUCUUAGGCAAGGAAAGUAGUGCAGUUCUUCGACAAUCUGUCAAACCAAACGCCCUAAAACAAAACCAGAGAUCUUGGAGUUUCCUUCAGCCUCAGGCAUCUUACAAAGUGACAAUUCUAGGAGCUGCAGGGGGUAUCGGCCAGCCACUAGCACUUCUGGUCAAGAUGUCACCAUUAAUUUCAGCCCUUCAUCUUUAUGAUAUAGCAAAUGUCAAGGGGGUUGCAGCUGAUCUCAGUCACUGCAAUACUCCUUCUCAAGUUUUGGAUUUCACCGGAGCUUCUGAAUUGGCCGAUUCUUUGAAAGGCGUAGAUGUAGUUGUGAUACCUGCUGGUGUUCCAAGGAAGCCGGGAAUGACCCGUGAUGACCUCUUCAACAUCAAUGCCAGUAUAGUGAAGACCUUGAUUGAGGCUGUAGCUGAUAACUGUCCUGAUGCCUUCAUCCAAAUAAUUAGCAACCCAGUCAACUCUACAGUGCCAAUUGCAGCAGAAGUUUUGAAGCAGAAGGGUGUAUAUGAUCCCAAGAAGCUCUUUGGUGUUACCACUCUUGAUGUUGUCAGAGCAAACACAUUUGUGGCGCAGAAGAAAAACCUUAAGCUCAUUGAUGUUGAUGUGCCAGUUGUUGGGGGACAUGCUGGAAUAACUAUCCUACCCCUACUGUCAAAAACAAAACCCUCUGUUAGUUUGAGCGAUGAAGAACUGCAAGAGCUAACAAUGAGGAUCCAGAAUGCUGGUACAGAAGUUGUAGAGGCAAAGGUUGGUGCAGGGUCUGCUACAUUGUCUAUGGCCUAUGCUGCAGCAAGAUUCGUUGAGUCCUCUCUCCGUGCUCUUGAUGGAGAUGGUGAUGUCUACGAGUGUUGUUACAUUCAGUCAGAGUUGACUGAGAUUCCAUUUUUCGCAUCAAGGGUUAAGCUUGGAAGGAAAGGGGUUGAGGCCGUGAUUUCAUCCGACCUUCAAGGAUUGACUGAGUAUGAGGAAAAGGCUCUGGGAGCCCUCAAGCCAGAGCUGAAAGCCAGCAUCGAGAAGGGGAUAGAUUUUGUCCACAAACAACCAGUGGAUGCCUAGAUUUGAUAGCUGAAGUGAUUGCUUCGAAAGAGGAAUAAAGUAAGUGUGGCUUAUCCUUGCAGAUUCAUCAAUGCAUUUGCAUCAAUUUUGUAGACUACUUGAUGUACUGCAUUUUGCUGGUCCGUUUGUGUUUGAAUUACAUGACAGAAACAAUUGAAGAGUAUUGUGGUGUUGUAGAAUUAUGUUUUCAUGGGCAGUAGGUUGUACUUAAAAAACAUUGCCGGUGCACUGUACCAAAGCAAUUUUGAUUGUUCUGGA
Messenger RNA from Ilex paraguariensis (yerba mate), 1698 nucleotides. The record is from the annotation of a GenBank genome assembly. Lineage: Eukaryota; Viridiplantae; Streptophyta; Magnoliopsida; Aquifoliales; Aquifoliaceae.